Xiphophorus hellerii (green swordtail) is the source of this 4113-nucleotide messenger RNA. RefSeq names its product transmembrane protein 182-like. The transcript has 5 exons. The coding region runs from base 144 to 926 and encodes 260 amino acids. The record is from RefSeq and is a predicted model, not a curated record. Gene Ontology annotation, cellular component: membrane. Lineage: Eukaryota; Metazoa; Chordata; Actinopteri; Cyprinodontiformes; Poeciliidae.
GCUGGUCCGCAGGAACCAGUUAACUGCUCUAGUCCUGUAGGACGACGCCAUGCCUGGGCGUUAAACUCCUGAUUCACAGUGAAGCGAAACAAACUGAAAGACUUGAAGGUACGGAGCUGAUAGAGACACCAGCAGAGGGCGCCAUGUCUGCUGCAGACAGGAUGAAGGUGCUCCUCUUCCUGGCCUUGUUCUCCGGAGCGUCCGGAGCGCUGUUCACGCUGCUCUGCUGCGGGACGGAGUACUGGCUGCUGGCCGCCGAGUCCUGCGGCCGGACCCGAGAGGAGGACGACAGGAAGAGGAACACCUUAAAGCCUGAGGACGGGGUGACGAUGUUCCACCAGGGUCUGUUCUGGCGCUGCGUUUUCACUGCUGCCUCCUCUGAUUUCUCCAUCCUGGACUUCUGGAUCACGGGUCGGCCUGAGUCAAAGACCUGCCAGCCUGCCUUCCUCUUCCCGUUUCCUGCACCCCACCCGGACUGGACCGGCUUCCCCUCAGAGCCGUACCAACCCGCCUCCGCCAUCGUCUUUAGAACCUUCUGGAGCAUCUUCCUCGUCUCGGGCGUGACGGCUGUCGUCAUUGGUGGACUCCUGGUGCUAUGUGCUGCUCCUCUGACCAAUCGUAGCCUCUAUAGCGCUGGGGGGGCUCUUCAGAUCUGUGGAGGCGUGUGCCUGCUGGUCGUCAUGGCGAUGUACCUGGUGUGGGUCCAGGUGCUGGACACCUUGGAGCAGUUCGCCGCCCAUCAGCGCAGCGUCUCCGGCUGCCCGUCCUACCAGCUCAGUGUCCAGCAGGGCCCGUCCUUCCUCCUGGCGCCCGCCGCCGGCUUCCUCUGCCUGCUGGCCGGACUCCUCUUCAUCCUGGUGGGGCGCGGCGUUCAGGGGGUCCGCUCGGACCAAACGAUCCCCGGCCCGUCAGAAACCGAGCUGUGAUGAGCGUGUCCUGUUCAACAAACUCUCUGGGACAAAAAUGAAAUUGUAGCAUAAAUUAAGAACAAUUUAUGCUACAGGUAUUCAGUAAUAACAUUUUUUUAAUCAUCUUAAACCAAAAAAGAGAGAGACAUAAAUUAAAAGAUAUAGACACUUUAGGUUUACUUUAUAUUGUACAAAUUGUUUCUUUAUUUUUUAGAGAAUAAUUCUAGAAAAACGCUCCUGUUCUUCGAAAUUAUUCAGCUAAAUGCCUGGAAGCUCAAAGAGAAGCCUUCUACUUUACACCUGUUGAAGUUGUUACUUGCAUAUUUUGUUACAAUCAUAUCAAUCUAUGUACAUAUACUUGGAGUUAAGUUCUUUUUCUCACAAACUAGCAAUUCUAGUCAAAAUGUAAUAUCAGCUUCAGUUUGCCGAACUGAAUCUUUAACCUGAUUUAUGAUUUGCUGUUGACGUCCAGUGGAACAAAGCAGCUGAACGUCUGAUCUAUAGUUAGUCUUUGCCUUCCUACGCACUUCCUCUUGAUUCUCAUCUCCCUUCAGUAGUCAGUCUAGGCUUUCUCCCAUUGACCUGGAUUCCUUCGGUAGAUCUUCCUCCUGGCCAACCAGCAAACUGACUUGUGAACUUCUGCGCCGCUCUAGACCUGUAGUUUAAACGGCGAGUCUAAACUACCCAGCGGAUGAAGUGAAGGAAGUCGUUCAGUCCUUUUCAACCAGAAAGUUGGCAGAAGUUUUCGCCGUGGUGGAUGGUUGUUUACAGCGCACGUGUUUCCCGUAGCUUCCUUCUCGGUCAAGCUGGCACGUUGCAUAUGUCACAUUCAAACAUAAAUCAGAUCCAAAAUUUCAGCAGUCCAGCAAGCAAACUUUUCUCGAUAUUCAAAACUCCAGACUGUCUGGAGCUUCGCCUCCAGUGGCGAAGUGGCUGUUUUCUACCAAGCUAUCACUCCUGGCAGUUUCUAUGGAAACCUUUCUUGGAAUUGUCAAAUGAUUUUGUUCUUAUUCUCUUUACUUAUUUGUGUUACGACUUGGUAAAGCUUCUACCUGGAUAAUCGGUUGUUCUCUCGAAGCAUAUCUUCCUCUGUUCAUAAUAUGGAAAUAAAUUAAAGGAAGUUGUUAAGCAGGACUAAGGGAACCAUAAAACUAUCCUAUCAUUACCCCAACACCAGAAUGACUCAAAAUACCAAAACGGAGAACGUCUGAAAUGGAGGUCGCAGUAGAACAGGAAGUUAAUAUAACACUGAGGAUGACAGAGCAACAAAACUAAACAGGAAAUUAUUGCAAGACAUUUCCUGUAAUAACUUUAAUUUUUGAAGCGAGUUCAAACAGCAAUGUUGAUAUUUCCCUUAAACUAGUCUGAUUCCUGAACAAAGGAACCAUAAACAGUCUGUCCACCUUCAACCCAGCCUGCUAGUUGAUGAGCUUCUUCUGCUUGGUUCUCCACUAAUCUGCUCGAGAGCCCACAGAAAUAGUUUCAUUUUGUUCUGUUCCCAUUUUGAUCCAAUAAAGUCACAUUAAACUGAUCCGACUCGGCUCGAGAAGCCGGUUCCCCUCCAGCCAUCCGACAGGAUUCAGGUAAAAAUCAAACGGUCAAACACAGAAGUGGAAGUCUUCAUUGAGUGUUGGUGACUAUGGAUUAUUUUUCUAAUUUAUUUACCACAUCCCAUCGUGAUUAGUCCUCCAGCUCUCUCGCUCUGCUUGUAUUAUCCCUGAUGAAUCGGUUUUGACAAAAACGUGGCGAGGAGUCCUUGGUUGGCGUCGCCGCCGAACGGUUUUCAGGGGCUGAGUAGAUUGACUGUGACCGCGGCUGCCUGUCAUCUCCACGUCAGGUUGAAACUCCGGGUCACAGAGAUGGAUAUUACAAUAAAUUAGACUGUCAUAAUCCAUUUUCUGACUGCAGGGCCACUUCAGAGGUGUGCAAGCCGGUGGCCAGCCAGGAGAGGGCAGUGUUGGUUCAGUUUGGUCCCCACAUCCCAAUGAUGUCCAUCAAUAUUACUGCGAAAUGCAAAGUUGCACCGCUCACAUCAGAUUAGGCCUGCAAAGGCUUCUACAUCUCUAAGUGAUAAUUAUUUCAGUUCCUGAAGAACAGAAAGAAAAAUUCUUCUGUAUUCCUGAAGUUCAGCGUGUUUAACAUGAUAUGAGGAGAAGGGGGCUGGGGGAUGUAGCAGUCACACCUUUAUAAUUGGAAAAGGCAAACAGAAGUGAGACCCUGAAAUGAUAAAGUGACAAAAGACACUUCGCAUCAGUGAGUAUUUCAAUAUUCCUUCAUGUCUGACGCUCCUGUUCUUAUCCGUCCCUUUGCUUCCUAAUCUCCGCUGCGAACUUGGUGAGCAUAAUUACACCUGAGCAUGUCACGCUGGCUCGCCGCUCGUAAACGCCUCAGUCACCGCAAAAGUCCCUACCUUCUAAUGAACACCAGGAGAUGGAGUCAAAUCGACGUUUGAGAACGUGGCAGAUUCAUUAUUUGAUCACAGAGCAGAAUGCCAGGCGCUGCUGUAGCUGUCAACCGGGCAUGCAACACAAUCUCUGCUCCGCUAUCUGCUCCUCACAUCCCGUCACUCUGCGCUUUUGUCCUCCGGAGAUGGAGCCGUCUGUCGCAAUUACAACAGGACAUCGUGAGGACACGAGCGUCCCGCUUCAAAAGACGACGGGACGUCUAAAUUAGCUUCAAUUGAUACUAAGAACUGGUUCAAAACUACAGUCACCUCUCAGUUUGACGUUUGCGUCCAGUUCCUGGAAAAACAUUUGCUCCCAUCAGAAGAAACAUCUUCAUAUCCGACAGGGAAAUCCUGAAAGUCUCCUUUGGGAUUUUAUGGCAGAGUAAGACAAGCUAUCUGGUCCUGAAGCAGCAAAGCAAGCCCUGACCAUCACACUUUCACCACCAUCAUUUUUUUUUUUUUUUGGGUUCGCUUUAGGCCAAUGGAACAUGAGGCUUCAUUUCUAGGAACUUCUGUUUGGUCUCAUUAAAGAAUUUGGCGAGUUUUCAUCUGUUGGUUUGGAGCAAAUCGACCAAGUUAGUUGGGUUUCAUCAGAUGUUGAUGCUACUUAUGCCUGGAACAUAAGUAGCAUGUUCCAGCUACUUAGAAGUUACCAUUCUAACUUCUAAUGGUAGUUACAAAGUCGGCCUUCUAUCACCUGAAGAACAUUUCCAGAAUUAAAGGACUAAUGUCUCAGCAAGAUCUAGAGAAACUCAUCCA